CUGGGCCUCGUCUUCUGAUUGGUCAAAGAUUUUCUGUUUCGUUUUGGUUGUUUUUUGUUUCCUAUAGAACAACAUUUGAGAGCAUACACUGACAUCAUUGUGGACUUCUGGUCAACAAGGUUGUAUCGUGUAGAUUUUGUGUAGAGAAAUGAAGGAAACUGUUUCUGUAUAUCUGUUUCUGUGCCUCUGUGGACUGAGCUCCAGUUUCUAUAGAAGACACUUUUAUGUGACGCAGCGAAUGCAAUGGAAUGAUGCGCAGACGUACUGCAGAGAGCAUUAUGAUGACUUGUCCACUACUACCACACAAGAGUUAAAGAAGAUGACAAGUAAUCCAAACCUUAUUGAUAGAUAUGUUUGGGUUGGAGCAUACCAAAACCCUGCAAACUCCUCAGAAUGGUUUUGGUCUGGAGGUGAGAAACAACCAGUUGAACAGUGGAACCCUGGAGAACCAAACCUUCUGGAUCGUGAGAAAUGUGCUAAUAUAUAUAAAGGGAAAUCUGGACUGACCAAUAAUCCGUGCGAUAAGACUUUAUCAUUUUAUUGUAUGGACUACUAUGAAACGAUAGUGGUACAGGAGAGUAAGACAUGGGAAGAGGCUUUGGACGACUGCAGACAAAACUACGUUGAUCUUGUCAGUAUCGCCUCUGAGAGGAAUAUGGCAGAGGUGAUAAAAAACAUCACAACAUCACAGACAGCUUAUGUAUGGACUGGACUUCGAUUUUUAGCUGGUGAUUGGUUUUGGGUCAGUGGUGAUGAUAUUGGAUAUGAAGCCUGGUCUGUGGAGGGGGAGCUUCAGUGCCCUACCAAAAAUCUCAAGUGUGGAGCUUUGGAUAUAAAAAAUAAGGUUUGGAAACCUGCAGACUGUGAGGAGAGAUUAAACUUUGUCUGUAUUAAGAAUUAAAUAAACGGUCUGAUGUUAUGUGAAGAGCCUUAUAAGCUCAACCAUCCCUUACAUUUGUAAAAAAAAAUCAUAUAUAAUCUAUCUAAUAAGUCUUUGAUCCAUAAAAAUGUAUGGUUAUAGACAAUGUAUAAUGUUUUUAAAUUAUUCAUAGGGUGCAUACUGUAAAAUGUAUAAAAGAAUAUUUAGUGUUUAAUUGAAAUUUGUACAGGUACAUUCUAAAAAUAGCUGAGUUAUUUUUGACCCAUAAUGGGUAAAUAUUGGACAAAACGCAUGCUGGGAUAAAAAUGACCCAAUGUUGGGUUGUUGUUAUGCAACAUGGGGUAUAAUUACCCAGCAGUUGGGAUUGUUUUCUGUCCAGUAUUUGCCCAUUAUGGGUCAAAAUUAAGCCAGCCAUUUUUCGAGUGUAUGUACUGCUGGUUAUGGCAUAAACAUGUAAGUAUCUUUAAUGAAAAGGCACCUUCUUGCCUAGUUGGACAAAUUUUACAUUUUUAUUUAAAACUUUGGGAAAAAGGCUGACUUAAAAAAAAUAAGUCUAUUGAUAACUUGAGUGAAUUUAACUUAAACAUUACAGCUCUUCCAACAUUUUAAUCACAUUCAAUUCAGUACAUUUGUAAUUUAUUUAACAUAAA
Paramisgurnus dabryanus is the source of this 1530-nucleotide messenger RNA. NCBI's taxonomy places the organism in Eukaryota, Metazoa, Chordata, Actinopteri, Cypriniformes, Cobitidae. The record is from RefSeq and is a predicted model, not a curated record.